Messenger RNA from Capsicum annuum, 1954 nucleotides. Its product is annotated as beta-glucosidase 11. The record is from RefSeq and is a predicted model, not a curated record. The coding region runs from base 154 to 1683 and encodes 509 amino acids. Lineage: Eukaryota; Viridiplantae; Streptophyta; Magnoliopsida; Solanales; Solanaceae. The transcript has 13 exons. Gene Ontology annotation, biological process: carbohydrate metabolic process. Gene Ontology annotation, molecular function: beta-glucosidase activity.
AAUACAAGUCGUUGUUUCAAUUGUUUUUUUGAGGUGGCAAUUCACUCCUAAUGCUAUCUUAUUUUUUCUUGAUUUAGACGUGACGUUAUCUUUAAGUAAUUUUAAGUAUCUUAAUAACCCUUGGCAUUUCACGUUCGAAAUGAGAAAUGGUUAAUGAUGUCCACAUACCAAAAAUGGUGCCCCUUUUUCCUUCUACUUCUACAUUUGUUGGUGAUAGUUGUUGGAAUUAAAGAUUAUAAUUAUACAAGGCAUGAUUUCCCUCACAGCUUUGUUUUUGGUUCUGGAAGUGCUGCUUAUCAAGUUGAAGGGGCAGCAUUUGAAGAUGGAAAAACGCCUAGCAUUUGGGACACUUUUGCUCAUGCUGGUUUUCAUGAUGGAGCCACCGGAGACAUUGCUUGUGAUUCGUACCAUAAAUACAAGGAAGAUAUACAGCUCAUGGCGAACAUUGGCUUGGAAGCCUAUAGAUUUUCCAUUUCAUGGUCGAGGCUGAUUCCUAAUGGAAGAGGACCUGUCAACCCGAAGGGAUUACAAUAUUACAACAAUCUCAUUGAUGAACUCAUCAGCCAUGGGAUACAACCACAUGUCACAUUAUACCACUGUGACCUACCUCAGGCACUUGAAGAUGAAUAUAUGGGAUGGCUUAGCCGAAAGAUAGUGGAGGACUUCACAGCAUUUGUUGAUGUGUGCUUCAAGGAAUUUGGGGACAGAGUUUUGCAUUGGACUACCAUAAAUGAGGCAAACAUACUUGCCUUGGGUGGUUAUGAUCAAGGACUGAUACCUCCAAAGCGCUGUUCUGCACCGUUUGGAUUCAAUUGUACUGGUGGUAAUUCAUCAACGGAGGUUUACAUUGUAGGUCAUAAUAUGCUGCUUGCACAUUCUUCUGCAGCUAGACUAUACCAGAGGAAAUACAAGUACGUACAGCAGGGUUUCGUGGGAAUUAAUGUCUAUAGUCUGGCGUAUCUUCCUUACACAAACUCAGAGGCUGAUAUAAUUGCAGUGCAACGAGUCCUCGAUUUUUAUAUUGGUUGGUUUAUUAAGCCCCUGAUAUUUGGAGACUAUCCUCAAACAAUGAAGAAAAAUGUGGGGUCAAGACUUCCCACCUUCACCAAACGUGAUUCAGAGCUAGUUAAGGGUUCACUAGACUUCAUAGGUCUGAACCAUUAUGCUCAAGCAUACGUCAGGGACAGUCCCAGCUCUCUCCAAAAGGAUCUCAGGGACUUUAUACUGGACAUUGGAGUAGCAAUUUCAUUUGAAGGAUAUCUGCCAAAUGAGCCACCCCCAGGAGAGCUGCCAAUUAGACCGGCUGGACUUAGCGAUCUGUUGGAGCAUUUUAAACAAGUUUAUGGCAAUCCACCUAUCUAUGUUCAUGAAAAUGGUAAACAGACACCGCGCAAUGGGACACUGAAUGACACCAAACGUGUGGAACAUUUGCAUGCGUACAUUGGAGGUGUUCUUGAUGCUCUGAGGAAUGGAUCAAACACAAGAGGAUACUUUCAAUGGUCUUUCUUAGAUGGUUUGGAAAUAUUGAGUGGUCUUAAGACAUCCUAUGGACUCUUCUAUGUAGAUUUGGAUGACAAAGAAUUAACAAGAUACCCAAAGCUUUCUGCAUUCUGGUACUCCAAUUUCUUAAAGAGAAGAAGCACAGUUCUUGAAGUUGGGAACAAAAUAACCGAAACUAAUUAGUUUUUGUUAAGAAGCCAGGCUAUUCAUGAAGAAGAGGAAAGCUUUGAACUGGAGAGAAUUCUAUAACUUGGCAGUUUAUCAGAGAAGAGAGAAAGCAAUACUUUGCAUUGAUCAAAAAAUGAAUUGGUACAUAUAUGCAAGACUAAUAAAUUACCUAUUUAUUUACAUCAUUACUCAGCUAAUACUCUACUUAAACACUCCCGGCUGACGGUUAAGAAUGUUCUUUACUCAGCUAGUUUGAUAAGCAAAUGUUCGUGUUGUGUUCUUCUCA